Orbicella faveolata is the source of this 3867-nucleotide messenger RNA. Its product is annotated as carboxypeptidase D-like. The record is from RefSeq and is a predicted model, not a curated record. Gene Ontology annotation, molecular function: metallocarboxypeptidase activity; zinc ion binding. NCBI's taxonomy places the organism in Eukaryota, Metazoa, Cnidaria, Anthozoa, Scleractinia, Merulinidae. Gene Ontology annotation, biological process: peptide metabolic process; protein processing.
UAUUAACCACUCCUUUAGUGAUGUCAGAAGCGAUGAACAAACUCUAAAUUGAUCAGUGUUCACCGAAACUGUCAGACAUUUCAGCUGGAUAUCAGAACAAGGAGCACAUCAAUUAUGCCUCAUCUGAAGCUCUUAGCACUUUGUUUGGUUCUACAAGGCUUGGUACUUUCUGCCUUGGGAAAGCCACCCGACAAAGCAGCUAAAAAGAUAUCUUUUGCCAAAGAAAAUAAACAUGAAACCGAAUCCGCCCGGACUAAGUCUUCAAACAACAAGAAAGAACCUUUUGCAGGCGUCAAAGACACCAAGCACAAACUGGACGUUGCAAGAGACGAUUUCAAGGAGCAUAACCAAGUAGUCACCGGAACAACUCCAAAGGAAUUAGAAAACGAUGCCAAAGAAGAAAUACAUGAGAAGAAUAUCAGCUUUAGACAUCAUAACUAUGAAGAAAUGACAUGGCUACUGAAGGAUUAUUCAAGAAAGUACAGCAAAAUAGCGCACUUGUAUGACAUCGGUAUCUCGGUACAAAACCGCAAACUGUGGGUCAUGGAAAUUUCCAAUAACCCAGGGAAACACGAACCGGGGGAACCGGAGUUUAAGUACGUUGCUAAUAUGCACGGGGAUGAAGCGAUAGGGCGGGAGAUGUUACUUCACCUGAUAAAAUACCUGUGCAAAAACUACGGUGUUAAUCCCAGGGUUACCAACAUCAUAGACACGACAAGGAUACAUAUUAUGCCGAGCAUGAAUCCGGAUGGAUAUGAAAUGGCCGCCACCUUUUCAGACGAAGAGUGGAAGUCAAGUCGAUCUAACGCGAACGGGAUCGACUUGAAUCGUAAUUUCCCGGAUCAAUUUUUCCCAAGCACUAACGGAGCACCUCAACCGGAAACACGGGCGGUCAUGAAAUGGAUCAAUUCUAUUCCCUUUGUGCUGUCAGCGAGUUUGCACAGUGGAGCACUUGUGGCAAAUUACCCGUAUGAUGAUAAUCCCUCGGGACAGAGCGUGUACAGUGCUACCCCAGAUGAUGACGUGUUCAGACAAUUGGCGCGCUCUUAUUCAGAAGCCCAUCCCACAAUGCACCUCGCAAAUGCCCCUUGGAAAUGUAAAGACAUCCCCCGAGAGCAUUUCAUAGACGGGAUAACAAAUGGCGCCAAGUGGUUCAGUGUGUCAGGGGGAAUGCAAGAUUACAACUACGUGCACUCGAACUGCUUUGAUAUAACGCUUGAACUUGGCUGCCAGAAGUUUCCUAAUGCGACUGAGUUACCGGAGUAUUGGAGGGAAAACAAAGAGGCACUUCUGAAGUAUAUUGAGCAGGUUCACUCAGGUGUGAACGGGUUUAUAAAGGAUGAAGAUGACCAACCAAUCGAUGGAGCGAGGAUUACUGUUGCAAACCGUCGUCAUGACGUAUUUUCAUCACGUGACGGAGACUUUUGGCGUUUGCUAGUCCCAGGGUCCUAUGAGAUCACGGUUUCCGCCAAAGGAUUUGAACCAGAGACCAAGUCAUGUACAGUGUUGUCCGAUAAGGCAGCUAAGCUUAACUUCACUCUUAAGAAAAUGAGAAUGAGAGAGCCUCGGCACCAGGUACAGAUGGAUAUGUGGCCACGGGAACGAAUUCUAAAUGAAGACGAUUACAGGCACAUACAGGAGAAAGAUCCUAGCCAGUACAGGGAUCCAAGCCAGCACAAGGUACCCAGCCUGGGUUUUAAUGAUGAGCGCAGUGAUGAUUAUGAUGACAUCCACAGGAGAAUGUCUUAUGAUGGUUAUGGACGGCAUGCGCGUACUUUUCCUCGUCCGAAAUGAAGUCCAGACCAUAAAAACUUCCUUUAAACUACUGAUAAGAAUUGGUAACGCUACACACUAACUUCCAUGUUGGUAUGAUUGAGAUAAGCGGCUAGCGCUUAUUGUUUUCUUUUGAACAUUCGUGAAUUUGAUCAGAUUUCUUAUUGUUGGCUGUUCCAUGAAAGACCAAGGAUAAAGAAAACUGUUUCUGAGUUUUGGCUUUAGGACACCUAAAAUUUCAGGCCUGUCACUUCUAUCUUUUAGUCUCUGCUAACAAAUUAAGACUACUUGCCUUUGUCCUCUAUGUCUCCUCAGUGAGUGAUAGGCGGAGAAAAAUCUGGCCACCUUGAUGGUGAUGGCCGCGCGAAGUCUGGAGGCGAGGGAAAGGAAAAGUUGGAACAGUAAAAAACGCUUUCAUUAAUAGGAAGGUUUUUUAAAAGGUUCACUUAAUACAUUUGCUGACGUCUUUUGAAAAUGGCAUUAUUGUCUCGAACCCAAAUUCCGUUCUGGUACGGGAAAGAAUUCUCGCGCCAUAGAGAUCUGGGCAAGAAGAAAAACUAUCAGGCAAGCUAAACCAGGACACAUGUCAUGCUGUUGAUUGACAGGACGGUUAUCACUCCAAACAGACGGUUAUCAAUCCAAACAGGAAAACGCGCUUUUACACUUUUCUCUAAACAAUUUUGGAAGUCUAGAGCUCUUUGAGCACGUUUUGAAACUGUGCAUUUGCUCCAAGUAGAUUUUGUUGUACAUUUGGGAGAUCAUGUGGGUGCUAUUAGAGACCUUUACAUUGGAAUACGAGCACGAAAUUAAGUACGAGUUCGAUUUUCGAAUUUCAAACCAGUGACGUUUCCAGAGCCCUAGUUCUUCAUGCUGGUUUUAGGCAGAGAGGGUAGCUCAUGGGAUGAGAUGGGUAUGUGACGUGAUAAUGUGAAGCCUGCAAACUAGAAUUAAAAAGUCGUUCUCGUACUCGAUCUCGUACUCGUUCUCAAAUCUGAAGUUCCUAUUAAUAUUUAAACGUGAGUCCCGUUUCCAUUUGAGAAAUUUUUAUACGUAUUCAAAGAACAAAACCUUAAAGGAGCUCAGUCACGGUAUUUUGAGUUAUUUUGGUCACAUUAAAAUAACCUUGAAAUUGAAUGGAACCUGAACAUAGUCAUUUACUAAGUAGACUAACAAUGCUGCUGUUUGGACUUUAUCCUCUUUUCAACCCGUCAAAAAUAUGGGAUUCUAAUAUCGACAGAUGAAGUUCCAGGCGACAGUACACUGUCUUGAUGUAAAUAAAAAAAAUUAGCAAUGUACUAAGAAAAACGUUAUUAGACCUGAGCUGUUGAAUUUCGUUUUAAAAUGACGCCCGUAUUAGACUAACAUGGCCGAUGUUUGACAUCAUCGUCUUUUUCACCCGCUAAAGAGAAGAAAUUCUAUACUCGAAAGAUGAAGUUUUAGAUGACACUUUUAAACCUUGAUAUUCACACAAAAACUACCAAGCUACUACGUAAAAAGUUGUUACACCAGAAAAGUUGCACUUCGUUUCAAGAUGGCAGCCAUAUUAGACUCACAUGCAUGGCCGUUGUUUGACAUCAUCCUUUUUUUUCACCCGCUGAAGAGAUAGCGUUCUAACAUUGAGAGAUGAAGUUUUAGGUGACAGUUUUAUAUCUUAAUAUUCACUUAAAACUACUAAGCUACUACAUAAAAAGUAUUUAGACCAGAAAAGUUGCAUUUCGUUUCAAGAUGGCAGCCAUAUUAGCCUAACAUGGCCGAUGAUUCCUAUCAUUCUUUUUUUCACCCGUUGAUGAGAUGGGAUUUUACCAUCGGCAGAUGAACUUUCAGAUGACAGUUUUAUAUUUUAACAUUCACGCAAAAACUACCAAACUACUAAAUAAAAAGUUAUUAGACCAGAAAAGUUGCACUUCGUUUCAAGAUGGCGGCAAUAUUAUACUAACAUGGCCAAGGUUUGACAUCAUUCUUUUUUUCACCCGAUGAAGAGAUGGAAUUCUACCAUUAAGAGAUGGAGUUUUACAUGACAGUUUUACGUCUUGAAAUCCACACAAAAUUUACCAAGCUACUACAUAAAAAGUUAUUAGACCAGAAAAGUUGCAC